Molecule: messenger RNA, 495 nt
Organism: Hepatospora eriocheir
Lineage: Eukaryota; Fungi; Microsporidia; Hepatosporidae
Source: the annotation of a GenBank genome assembly
AUGCUAAAGAAUAUUUCUACAGAUGAAUUAUCUCUUGAAUUAAAAACACAUGAGAGUGAAUUUCUUAGUCGUAAAGAUUUGGCACUUAAAUAUGAACUUGAAUGUAAAUCAUUGGAAGCCAAAUUACAAGAAUGUAAAACACUUGAAGAAGAUCUUGAUAAAAAGUAUAAUCACUCAACACAAAAAUUAGCUAAUAUUAACGAAAUUUACAAUGAAAAGAAAGAAGUAUUUGAUAAUAAUCAUCAAAACUCAUUAAAUGAAACCGACAAGUUAGAAAAUGAUUUGCUUAAAUUGAAAUUAGAAUCUGAUUCAGUUUACAUUAAGAGUGAAAGAGAUUUUUCAGAGUCACAAAUUCAAUUAGAUGUUGUUAAAUCGUUUAUUGCAAGAGAACGCAAUGAAAUUAACAAAAUAUUAUUAGAAUUUGAAAAUUAUGUAAAUAAUCAGUUUAAUACACUUAAAGAAAUCAGUGAAGAAGUAAAAGAGAAUCUUAAAUAA